UUGAUGGUCGUCGCACUAGUCACACAAGUUGUUCCUCCUAGCAGUUCCGCAACAUUGCAUCACGUACACCAUGGCUGGCAACGGUCCCAGAUUUCUCAAUAAACCAUAGGACUCCUGCGGAAGAAAAUUCGUCACGACUGGGAAUCUACACAUCCUGUAGCUCCACCUCGAUCGGCGGGGAUGAAUUCCGGAGAGCGCGUGCCGCGAGCGUGAUUCGUCCUGCCUGGGAUCAGCUGAGGUGCGGUAUAAUCCCAGGGAUACUGGGCUGACGACAGAAAAUUGUGAGAGCUUCAAGAGGAGCUGGGAUGUCAGCAGUUAUGUGCAGGGAAUGAAAGAAGACAGAUCUCAUCAUCAUGAAGCAAUUGCAUGAGCAUCAUCUGCGUGUGUAUUGGCUUAAGGGCAGCAGAAAGUCUGCCGGCCAAGCUUGAUAUCUCAGUCGCGGAAUCGUCUCACUCCCGUCUCAAGCGCGCUGAUACGGGACAUACUGCACCGGAGAGCUAUGGACUGACCGACCGCAAUGAGC
Mycena citricolor is the source of this 523-nucleotide messenger RNA. The record is from the annotation of a GenBank genome assembly. Lineage: Eukaryota; Fungi; Basidiomycota; Agaricomycetes; Agaricales; Mycenaceae.